This is a messenger RNA of Cryptococcus deneoformans JEC21, 2016 nucleotides long. RefSeq lists its product as hypothetical. The coding region runs from base 14 to 1936 and encodes 640 amino acids. The transcript is spliced from 11 exons. Lineage: Eukaryota; Fungi; Basidiomycota; Tremellomycetes; Tremellales; Cryptococcaceae. Gene Ontology annotation, molecular function: metallocarboxypeptidase activity. Gene Ontology annotation, cellular component: fungal-type vacuole lumen. The record is from RefSeq and is a predicted model, not a curated record.
GCUUCGUUAUAAAAUGCCGACAUCUCGUCCUCUCUUUCUCUUAUCUCCCCCAUUUCACUUUCCCCCCGUAUCCAACAUGGGAUCACCGAACGAGAAAGAGGUAUUACCAUCGAUCAUUCCACCCAAAGAGGCGGAACAGCCAAGGAAGAAGGGCCGAUUAGGGGUGUAUCGAUUCCUCAUUGGCUCCGCUACUUUCCUCUUCAUACAAUCUUUUCUCUACAUUUCUCCCUAUCCAAAGUUUUCAAUCUUUAACAAUCUUAUCGAGGAUAGCUCGUCUUCUACCAACAGUACUUGUCAGCAAGCUGAUCCUAUUUAUCCUAAAUCGUUCAACCCCUCUGAACUUGUCAAGGGCGAGAAGGAGCAGAUCAUUGAAUGGCUCAGUGGAGCAGUCAGAGUACCGACGGAGGUUUUUGAUGUAAUGGGUGAGAUUGGAGAAGAUGAGCGUUGGGAUGUAUUCUACAAAUUUUCCGAUUAUCUGGAGGAGUCUUUCCCCCUUGUACACAAGCAUUUGAAGAGAAAUAGGGUCGUCACUCAUGCUCUUGUCUUUGAAUGGGAAGGCUCCGACUCCUCCCUCAAACCUUUGUUGCUCACCGGUCACCAAGAUGUGGUACCCGUUCUUCCUGCUACCCGCGAUCAAUGGACCCAUGACCCCUUCGGAGGGGAGUAUGAUGGGAAGUACAUCUGGGGUCGAGGAUCCAGCGAUGACAAGUCUGGUACAAUCGGUGCUCUCUCUGCUGUCGAACUUUUGCUUAAGUCGGGAAAGUUUACGCCUCGACGGACUGUCAUUCUCGCUUUCGGCAUUGACGAAGAGACUGGCGGCAAGGUGGGCGCACUCAAUAUUGGUCAAUGGUUGGAAGAAAAAUACGGCAAGGACUCUAUGGCGUUGUUGGUUGACGAAGGUAACGGUAUUGAGUCUGCAUGGGGACAACUCUUUGCGGCCCCUGCAGUGGGCGAGAAGGGCUACAUGGAUCUUGAGCUCAAGGUGGAAACCCUCGGUGGCCACAGCUCUGUCCCUCCUGCUCACACCGGUAUUGGUUAUAUCUCUCUUCUCAUUGCGGCUCUUGAGCGCCACCCUCACAAACCUUACCUCAACCCUUCCUCUCCCCUCGUCAACUUUAUCUCCUGUGCAGCCAACUCACCCGCCCACAUCCCUUCCCAUCUUGCCAAGGCCAUUCACAAGGUGGAGAACUCUCUCAAGCACGGCGAUGGUAAGAAAGUGAACAGGAAGGCCUUGAAACAGGUCGAGGAUUGGUGGGUUACUGGCAGCUAUGAGGAUGGGACGUUGGGUAAAGGAAUGGGUAAAGCCAUGGUGUCUACUACCCAGGCAGUUGAUAUCAUCAAUGGUGGUCUGAAGGUCAACGCUUUGCCUGAAAGUGUCGUCGCCAUUGUGAACCACCGAAUCAACUUGGCCUCAUCCGUCGCCGAACUCCAGCAACAAAUCACAGACGUCAUCGCCCCUGUUGCCUCCAAGCUCAACCUUGCUGUUGAAGCUUUCGGUCAAGAGAUACAGCCCCACGGACACGGAUGCCAUUUCUCCAAGAAUGACGGCCCUAAGGCUGGCAAGGUGAUCCUCAAUGUGGCAUUCAACUCCAGCCUUGACCCUGCUCCCGUCUCCCCGUUCACUGUGGAAAGCCCUGCUUGGAGGUUGUUGUCUGGAACCGUGAAGGGUGUUUAUGCUACAAGACCUGGUGCUGAGGAGACUGAGGCUGGGAGCGAUGAGAUUAUUAUGGCGCCCUCCAUCUCGACUGGUAACACCGACACUAAGCGAUACUGGAACCUUACCAAGAAUAUCUACCGAUUUGCUUAUCAGAUCGUGGGCCCUGGGUUCAAUAAUGUUCACACCAUCGACGAGCACAUUGAGGCCGACGUCUUCAUUGAGCAAGUCCGAUGGUUCAUGAACUUCAUCGUCAACGUAGAUGAGAGCGAUGAAGUUUGAUUCAUAAAUAUUAAAUUAUGUAUGAUGGGAAAGAUUCGACAGAAGAAAUAUUUACAAAUGAUAGUACAACAAAGAACGAC